Gastrolobium bilobum is the source of this 2762-nucleotide messenger RNA. RefSeq names its product receptor-like serine/threonine-protein kinase ALE2. Gene Ontology annotation, biological process: protein phosphorylation. Bases 50 to 2611 code for a protein of 853 amino acids. Gene Ontology annotation, molecular function: ATP binding; protein kinase activity. The record is from RefSeq and is a predicted model, not a curated record. NCBI's taxonomy places the organism in Eukaryota, Viridiplantae, Streptophyta, Magnoliopsida, Fabales, Fabaceae. The transcript is spliced from 9 exons.
UGAAAGCUGAGAGAUCUUCAGAAUUGAUCUAGUUUUCCUUAGGAAGAAAAUGGGACUACAGCUGAUUUUCCUGCUAAUUAAGCUACAUUUAGUUGUUAGUACUCAACAGCUUCAUGAACAUGCAGCCACCAAUCUGCGCCAUUCCAGAGCCAGAAGCCAUUUUGUUAAUGCAUUCUCACCAUCAAAAUCAUCUUCUGAAGUUCCUUCAAGUAUUUCUCAACCACCUUCCCAUUCAUCUUCUGGUGUUCCUACAAGUAUUGCACUUCCACCUUCCAAGUCAAUUCUCAAAGCUCCUACAAAGAAAUGGAUGCAUGGUCCUGUGGAUUCUCCAAUAUCACAUCAUAAACAUCACUAUUCCAAAAGAAAGUCCAGCAAACCAACUCCAGGACCAGCCUACCCAAUCCAGGCUCCCACUUACAGCCAUCAAGGUCCUUCAGUCUUCAAAUCGCAACCUCCUUUCUCUUCACCAAAGAGCAGGGAUAUCGAUGCACCUGCACCUGCACCAUCACCAGCAGUUCUGUCAGGCCACCUGGAUGUGCCCUCUCCUUCACCUAGAAUUUCACCUCUAGGAUCAUCAUUGAAGAAGAUAAAGACUCCACCACCUGCAUAUGCAUUGGUUCUGCCACCUCCACCUCCUAAUAAGGAUUGCUUGUCAGUGAUUUGCUCAGAGCCCUUGACAUAUACACCUCCUGGAUCACCUUGUGGUUGUGUAUGGCCACUUCAAGUAAAACUCUGCAUCAGCAUUGCAAUAUACAAGUUUUUUCCUUUGGUUUCAAAGCUAGCUGAGGAAAUUGCAGCAAGCGUUUGGCUCAACCAUAGCCAAGUUCGCAUUGUGGGAGCUGAUGCAGCUAAUCAGCAACUGGAGAAAACCACUGUUCUCAUAAACUUGGUACCCAUAGGAGUAAAAUUUGAAGAUACCACAGCAUUUUUAAUAUAUAAGAAAUUCUGGCAAAGGGAGAUCCUAAUAGAUGCUUCACUCUUUGGUGCUUAUGAAGUACUUUAUGUUCAUUAUCCAGGUCUUCCACCAUCUCCACCUUCAACUCCCUCAGGUGUUUCUGGUAUAGAUGAUGGGCCAAAUCCUGGUCGUGACAACAAUGGAACUAUAGUGAAACCUUUAGGAGUAGAUAUCUCAAAAAAGAAAAAUGAAGGGAGUAAUGAAAGAAUGAUUGUUAUAAUUGUGUUAUCAUCAAUUAUUGCUUUUGUUCUAUUCAUUGGGCUUGCUUGGCUUUGUCUGUUGAAAUGUGGUUCCUGUGUUCAUGAACAUAAACAAGUUCCAGAUGGUUUAAUUUCAUCCUCUUCAAAACAAUCAAGGGCUGCAAGGUCAUUGUCUCAUGGGGUCAUGCAAGGUUCUGGAUCACUAUCCUUCAAUUCUGGAACAAUAACAUAUACAGGGUCUGCUAAGAUUUUUACUUUGAGUGAUUUAGAGAAAGCAACAAAUAACUUCGAUUCUUCAAGAAUAUUAGGAGAAGGUGGCUUUGGACUUGUUUACAAAGGUAUUCUAAAUGAUGGGAGGGAUGUAGCAGUGAAGAUUCUCAAAAGAGAUGAUCAACGUGGUGGCCGUGAAUUCUUGGCAGAAGUUGAGAUGCUUAGCCGCCUCCACCAUAGAAAUCUAGUAAAAUUGAUAGGUAUAUGCAUAGAGAAACAUACUCGCUGCCUAGUCUAUGAACUUGUCCCUAAUGGAAGUGUGGAAUCCCACUUACAUGGUGCUGACAAGGAAACUGAUCCACUGGAUUGGAAUGCCCGGAUGAAGAUUGCACUUGGUGCAGCUCGGGGAUUGGCUUAUCUGCAUGAAGAUUCAAAUCCAUGUGUCAUACAUCGGGACUUCAAGUCCAGCAAUAUCUUGUUGGAAUAUGAUUUUAUACCCAAGGUUUCAGAUUUUGGAUUGGCUAGAACAGCACUGGAUGAGGGAAACAAGCACAUCUCCACACAUGUCAUGGGAACAUUUGGCUAUUUAGCUCCUGAAUAUGCAAUGACAGGCCAUCUUCUUGUCAAAAGUGAUGUUUACAGUUAUGGAGUUGUACUCCUUGAGCUCCUAACUGGAAGAAAGCCUGUGGAUUUGUCACAACCACCAGGUCAAGAAAAUCUUGUGACUUGGGUUCGUCCACUUCUUACAAGUAAGGAGGGUUUACAGAUGAUCAUAGACCCGGUUGUAAAGCCCCUCAUUUCUGUUGAUACUGUGGUAAAAGUUGCAGCAAUUGCAUCCAUGUGUGUGCAACCAGAAGUGUCUCAACGUCCUUUCAUGGGUGAAGUUGUUCAGGCUUUGAAGCUGGUAUGCAGUGAGUUUGAGGAAACAAGGAUUUUUCAAGAAGAGGGUCUUCUUGUAACUGAUGUGGAAGGGAAGUUUUCUGGAGUUUCAGUUGAGAGAGUGGACUUUUUGGAGGAUCAAAAAACCCUAUCUGGAUAUCAAUCUGGUGAAGAAAAGGUAGCAUUAUCAGCUUCAGAGCUUCUCAGUAAUUCAGGCCAGGAAUUUGAGUCAUUCAGGAGGUAUUCUACUUCAGGGCCUCUAACUACUGGGAAGAAAAGGCAAUUCUGGCAGAAGUUGAGAAGUUUGUCUAGAGGUAGCACCAGUGAACAUGCAUUUUCAACUAAACUAUGGCCUGGAUCCCAUUAAGCUUUCACCACUGCCUGAUUGCAAAUUAUGAUAAGAGUGCACUUUUGUUUAUUACUAAGAUAGAAUAAUAUAAUGUAAGUUGCAAGCUGACUCAUAAAACAUUAGUAUGAUUUGGGAGCUCUUGCUUACUGCUAUAAAAAAAUGUUGAACA